AUGUUUGAAGACAGCGCAGAUGCAGCCUCCGGCGCUACGAAGGGAUCAGAUGUUAAAUACUCUAACAGGCAGGAACAACCGAAUGCGGCUAUUGAAUGUUCAACAAUACCCAGAAGAGUUGAAUUAAGCCCCUCGCGAGCUUUACAACGAAACAACUGGCACAAAGUGAAGAUGGGAGCUCACCUAAAAAUAAAAUAUGAAUAUUUAAUGGCUUUUCCGAACUCCGACGAG
This is a messenger RNA of Brenthis ino (lesser marbled fritillary), 231 nucleotides long. The record is from the annotation of a GenBank genome assembly. Lineage: Eukaryota; Metazoa; Arthropoda; Insecta; Lepidoptera; Nymphalidae.